AUGAACAGCUUCGAGAGACUGGUAGCAGACAUCAAGGAUGUCCUCGGCCCCUCGUCCGGGAUAGACUCGGCGGACGUCGAUGUCGAAGACCUUACCCUCCUCAUGGAGCGGUACUCUUCCAACGUGGAUGAGUGGCGCAAGUACGCCAUGUCAAGCCCCAACAUGCCGUACACGAGGAACCUCGUCGACGAAGGCAACGGGAAGGCGAACCUGCUCGUCCUCGUGUGGACGCCUGGCAAAGGUAGCCCGAUCCAUGACCACGGCAACGCUCAUUGCGUCAUGAAGAUUCUCCACGGUGACCUGACCGAGACACGAUAUGACUUCCCAGAUGGGGACGAAGAGAAGCCCAUGGCGGUCAAGUCGGAAGUCGUGCACAGCAAGAACCAGGUUGCGUACAUGGCCGACGAACUCGGCUUGCACCGCGUGUCGAACCAAGGAACUGAUUAUGCCGUCUCGCUACACCUGUACACACCCCCAAACGUGGCCAAGCAUGGCUGCCAUGUCUUCAAUAGCACCACGGGCUCGAAAACCCAUGUCGGCAAGUGUGGCUUUUAUUCUGCGUUUGGCGAGAAGCUGGCGAAAGCUUGA
This is a messenger RNA of Microdochium trichocladiopsis, 588 nucleotides long. Its product is annotated as cysteine dioxygenase type I. Gene Ontology annotation, biological process: L-cysteine catabolic process. NCBI's taxonomy places the organism in Eukaryota, Fungi, Ascomycota, Sordariomycetes, Xylariales, Microdochiaceae. Gene Ontology annotation, molecular function: ferrous iron binding; cysteine dioxygenase activity. Bases 1 to 588 code for a protein of 195 amino acids. The transcript has 3 exons. The record is from RefSeq and is a predicted model, not a curated record.